This is a messenger RNA of Penicillium roqueforti, 3111 nucleotides long. Its product is annotated as FUSC family protein. The transcript is spliced from 6 exons. NCBI's taxonomy places the organism in Eukaryota, Fungi, Ascomycota, Eurotiomycetes, Eurotiales, Aspergillaceae. Bases 1 to 3111 code for a protein of 1036 amino acids. The record is from RefSeq and is a predicted model, not a curated record.
AUGCCAUCUGGAACUCCCAGCAGCUCCCGACGUUCGCGCCCAACGCUCCGUCAGGCUACAUUUGUCCUCCCAAAAACAGGCCAGCGCCUGAAAGGCCUCAUCAACCUCCGAAACUCCACGCCUGACAACAAUGAGGAAAGGCGCGGGCUCCUCACAAACGAGAUCCAACAUUAUGAGGGCUACCUCGACUCCCUCACGCGGCGUAUACGUGAUAAAUGGACGCAGACAAAUCAGUUUGUUAGGUCGGAACCGGGUAUUGGAGUCUUGAAGUACAGUCUUGCGUAUCUGGUCGGAUCUCUGGCAACUUUUAUCCCCGCGGUCUCGGCCAUGCUGGGCCAUCAGGAUGGAAAACACAUGGUGGCUACGGUGACGGUCUACUUUCACCCUGCCAGAUCCCAGGGUGCGAUGUUCAAGGCCUCGAUCUGCGCUUUCCUGGCGUUCUGCUAUUCUACCUUCUUGACUAUUACCAGCAUGUUCGUGGAGAUGUUUUUCCAGGACACAUUGGAAUUGCCUGCCCUUGGUCAUGCUGUGGUCCUGAUAGUAUUCUGUGGCGGUGGGCUUGGCUUUGUCGGUUGGACCAAGCAACGACUGGGAGAUCCUCUGGUGAAUGUUGCCUGUUCACUCACGGCUCUGUCAACAAUCACCCUUUUAACCAAGGAGGGUUCUGUACAAAGCGGUGAUUUGUCUCUUUCCAAGAUCUUCCAAGUCCUAAAGAUGGUCGUGAUGGGCGUGGUGGCUGUCAUGCUUGUAUCCUUUUUGGUCUUCCCCAUAUCAGCGCGUAAAAAGCUGCGCUCAAACCUCGUCACCGUCACCGAUACAUUGGCUAUCAUGAUGGCACUUAUCACAGAAAGCUUCUUGAGCGGAUCUGAGGAAGUGCUUCUCUCGGCUGAAUUCGUUGACGCAGAGGCGAAGCACCGCAAGGCCUACAGCCAGCUCGACAGGCUCGUCCGAGAGGCUAAACUUGAGCACUUUGUGGCAGGCACUGAAAAGGAGUACAGGCUCGAAAAGAAUCUCGUCCGUUGGGUGCAAGAUAUUACCCAUAACAUGGGAGGUUUGCGUAAUGCAGCUUCUCUCCAAUUCAGUUUGAUUCGUGAGACUAUUGCCCAUGACUCUGUGUCUCCGGAAGAUCAGCAAGGUAGCUCGACUCAUGUGGACUAUUUCAUGACCCUGGAGCGGUCCUGGUCAUUUCCCGAAGGGUCCUUUCUGGAGCCUAUUGUUGAGCGACCAGAGGAGGAACUAUCUCCAGUCAGCUCCCAUCAACUUGGAAGUACUGAAUCAACACCCAGACCCACGCUUCUUCCAGCAGAUGUCUUCACUGUAUUCAUCUCUCAUCUUGGCCCUGCAAUGCGAUCGUUGGCUUUCACAUUGAAAGAAAUCUUUAAGGAGAUUCCAUUUGGGCCUGCACCGGACUAUAAGGUCUCAGUGAAUGGUCGACUGCGAAUUAGUCUUGACCGAGCGCUUGAUCUUUACAAAGAAUCUCGCGAGAAGACACUCGCAACCUUGUAUCAACAAAAGGAAACCAUGAAAUUGAAGUCCCGUGAAGCUGAAGCCGAUCUUGAGGAAGUGUCAGCUAGCUGUGGCCAUUUCAGCUUUUCGCUCCUCGAAUUUGGGGAGCAGCUCCGAGAGAUGCUUUCUAUCUUGGAUGAGUUGCAGUUGGAAGUCGAAGAGCGGCCCAAUGGGCGAACCUGGUCGUGGCUUAAAGUUUGGCGGUGGUCGAGAAACGCGGAGGCCGCUAAAAUAGCCUCAUUUGACGAUGAGACAGCUUCCAAUCCAACCGGUACUGGGCAGGACUCCCAUAAACAUGCUAGGCAUGCGUCAGACGGCUUGAUUGCACAUGAUACACUCUCUGUCAAUGUCCAAACACGAAAAGGCCCUUCGGCGAAUGAAACAACAAAGCAAAGGCUCGGUUACCGUUUAUGGAAAUGUCUUGGAUUCUUCCGACGAGAUGAUACGAAAUACGCGAUCAAGGUUGGGGCAGGAGCUGCACUCUAUGCCCUACCUGCUUUUCUUCCUUCAACUCGCCCGUUCUAUGGGCGUUGGCGGGGAGAAUGGGGUCUGCUGUCCUAUAUGCUGGUUUGCUCGAUGACUAUCGGGGCCUCGAAUACGACGGGGUAUGCCCGGUUUCUCGGUACUUGUUUAGGGGCAGUCGCCGCUAUCCUAGCAUGGAAUAUCACCGCUGGAAAUGUAUUUGCUCUUGCAUUCUUGGGAUGGAUAAUGGCUGUCUGGACUGGAUACAUCACUAUUGUUCGUGGGAAUGGACCCAUGGGCCGGUUUAUCAUGCUCACUUACAACCUCUCUGUGCUCUACGGCUAUUCCCUUUCUCGGAAACAAGCAAAUCUGGACGAAGAUGAAGGCGGUUCUCAUCCAAUCAUGGCCGAGAUUGCACUCCAUCGAGUUGUUGCUGUGUUGUCUGGGUGCAUUUGGGGAAUCAUCAUCACUCGAAUGAUUUGGCCCAUCAGCGCAAGAAGUAGGCUCAAGGAGAGCCUAAGUCUUCUCUGGCUGCACCUGAGCCUGGUCUGGAAACGCGAUCCCCUAUCCAUCAUGGCCAAAGGCAAAAAGUCUGUUUUAUACAUGACGCCCCGAGAGAAGCUUGAGAUUGAACGAUUUUUGUCUCGGUUGGAAUCUCUCCAGGCUGCGGCAGGCUCCGAGUUUGAACUGAAGAGUGCAUUCCCUGAAGCCUCAUAUGCCAACAUUGUUCGCCGUACACGCAGCAUGGUGAAUUCUUUCCUUACCAUGAACAUCGAGCUGAUGAAGAAUAAUGUGGCCACUGAAGGUGAAAUCAGCCUUCUUCAAUACACAAAAUCAGAACGGCUGCAGCUAUCUGCUCGGGUGAGCCAUCUAUUAUCAGUGAUUGCUUCUUCGAUGAAACUCGAGUACCCUAUGAGUGAUGUCCUUCCUAGCAUUGAGCAUGCUAGAGACCGAUUGCUUGCUCGCAUCUAUCGCUAUCGCCUGGAUCAUGAAGCAUCUCAACAGACUACCGAUGAGGACUGUGCUUUGCUUUAUGCAUACAUUUUGGUGACAGGCCAAUUAUCGAAUGAAAUCACGGAGAUCAUUGCAGAGAUCGGACAACUGUUUGGGGUAUUAAGUGAAGAUGUAGUGCAGCUAUCUUGA